Piliocolobus tephrosceles (Ugandan red Colobus) is the source of this 7013-nucleotide messenger RNA. RefSeq names its product nucleolar protein 4 like (gene NOL4L). NCBI's taxonomy places the organism in Eukaryota, Metazoa, Chordata, Mammalia, Primates, Cercopithecidae. The transcript has 11 exons. The record is from RefSeq and is a predicted model, not a curated record. The coding region runs from base 453 to 2495 and encodes 680 amino acids.
AGCAGGAGCAGGAUGAGCCGCGCAAGCUGACAGCCACUGCUGCCGCCCGCGCCCAGGCUCGGUCUCGCUCCCCGCGCUCGGGGCCGCUCCCCGCCUCCCGCCUCCCCCGGCCGCCCGCGGGGCGGCCCGCCCCCUCUGCACCUCCGGGCCCGGAGCUGCCUCCAUCGCUCCUGCAUCCCGGCCGGGGGGAGGAGGAGGCGGAGCAGGAGGCGAGCCGGAGCCGCCGCCGCCAACGCCGCCGCCGCCGCCGCCGCCCGAGCAGGACAGAGCGCGCCGCAGCCCCGCGCGUCCGGCCGCCGCCCGCGCCCAUCCAGCAGCCUCGCCGGAGCCACACCGCGGGACAGCUGCGGCCGCGGCGCGUCCGGGCCCGGCCCAGCCCAGCCCAGCUCAGUCCCGGCACCGGGCGGCCCGGCGGCCGGCCCGCCCCCGAGGGCGCCGGGCGCGGCGGGAGGAUGCCGAAGCCGACGCUGCUGCUGCGCGGGGGCUGGGAGCGCGAGCGCAGCCCCGGGGACUCGGAGCUGGGCCGCCAGUUCCGGGACUGGUGCUUGCGCACCUACGGCGACUCGGCCAAAACCAAGACGGUGACACGCAGCAAAUACCAGCGGAUCGCCGAGGUCCUGCAGGGCGGCGGCGGGACCGGCGCGGGCAGCGGCCCCGCAGCCGGCGAGAAAGGCAAGUUCCAGUUCUGGGUGCGCUCCAAGGGCUUCCGCCUGGGCAGCGGCCGGGAACCCAAGAUGGGCCAAGUGGUGUAUGUGCCGGUCAAGACAGGCUCGGGGGCAGAUGGCCUGUCGGAGCCGGAGGGCAUCUCUCUGAAGCGGGUCGCUGUGGUGGAAGAUUUCUUUGACAUCAUCUACUCGAUGCAUGUGGAGAGCUCAGCGGAGCCAGGCAAAGCCCCCAAGCACGCUGGGCAGAAGAAAACCUACCGAGCGAUCGCAGAGACCUAUGCCUUCCUCCCGAGAGAGGCUGUGACCCGGUUCCUGAUGAGCUGUACAGAGUGUCAGAAGAGGAUGCACUUUAACUCCAAUGGCCUGGAACCCAAAGAGAACGAGCCUCCAUCUCCACUGGUCUCUGGGAUUAUUGAUUACAACAUGCCUCUCACCUCCACCUACCUGAAGCAGAUGAAGCUUCGAGUGAUGAAUUCCCAGGAGCAGGAUGAGACUUCUGUGAGCAGCGAGGAUUUUGAUAUGAGCGACUCCACAUGGAUGUCAGCUGACCCGCACCUGGCCUCCAGCCUGAGCCCCAGCCAGGACGAGAGGAUGCGGAGCCCACAGAACCUCCACAGUCAAGAGGACGAUGACUCCUCCUCCGAGAGUGGCAGCGGCCAUGGCUCCUCCACCCUGAACCCUUCCACGUCGAGCAGCACGCAGGGCGACCCUGCCUUCCCCGAGAUGAAUGGCAGCGGUGCCGUGGCCCCCAUGGACUUCACCACGGCCGCUGAGGAUCAGCCCAUCAACCUGUGUGACAAGCUCCCGCCGGCCACGGCACUUGGCACACCCUCCUACCCCUCCGAUGGCUGUGGUGCCGACGGGCUGCGGAGCCGAGUCAAAUACGGGGUGAAGACCACCCCUGAGUCCCCCCCCUACAGCUCUGGGAGCUACGAUUCCAUUAAGACUGAGGUCAGCGGCUGCCCUGAGGACCUGACAGUGGGCCGGGCCCCGACGGCAGAUGACGACGAUGAUGACCAUGAUGACCAUGAGGACAAUGACAAGAUGAACGACUCCGAAGGCAUGGACCCUGAGCGUCUGAAGGCCUUCAACAUGUUUGUGCGUCUCUUUGUGGACGAGAACCUGGACCGCAUGGUGCCCAUCUCCAAGCAGCCCAAGGAGAAGAUCCAGGCCAUCAUCGAGUCCUGCAGCCGGCAGUUCCCCGAGUUCCAGGAGCGGGCCCGCAAGCGCAUCCGCACGUACCUCAAGUCCUGCCGGCGCAUGAAGAAGAACGGCAUGGAGAUGACCAGACCCACGCCACCCCACCUGACCUCGGCCAUGGCAGAAAACAUCCUGGCAGCUGCCUGUGAGAGCGAGACGAGAAAGGCAGCCAAGCGGAUGCGUCUGGAGAUCUACCAGUCCUCACAGGAUGAGCCCAUAGCCCUGGACAAGCAGCACUCGCGGGACUCCACAGCCAUCACCCACUCCACCUACUCACUGCCAGCCCCCUCCUACUCCCAGGACCCUGUGUACGCCAACGGCGGCCUCAGCUACAGUUACCGCGGGUACGGGGCCUUGAGCAGCAACCUGCAGCCCCCCGCCUCCCUCCAAACAGGAAACCACAGUAAUGGGCCCACGGACCUCAGCAUGAAAGGCGGGGCCUCCACCACCUCCACCACCCCCACCCCCACCCCCUCCAGCACCAGCACCAGCAGGCCCGUGCCCACCGCUCAGCUCAGUCCCACGGAGAUCAGCGCCGUGCGGCAGCUCAUCGCGGGCUACAGGGAGUCUGCUGCCUUCCUGCUGCGCUCUGCAGACGAACUGGAAAACCUCAUCCUACAGCAGAACUGACCCCACCGGCACCUGGAGCGCACUGCCCUAGGGAAAGAGGCUGUCCCAGCCUGGACCCAGCUUCCUGCCUCACCAGUUGGUACAUUUUGUUUCUGAAAGAGGUGGGAUCCAAAAGAGCUGUUUCUAGCCACACUCCAAGCACCUGAGACUUUGGGCACAAGGACACUUUUUUUUCUUUUUUUUUUUUUUUGGAAUCUCACCACACGGGUGCUCUGACCUGCUUGGAAGAGGCCAACGGGGCAGCUCUGGAAGGGUUGGGGGCUUCCCUGACAAGGCGCUGGGGCUGCAGCUCUGUUUAGAAUCACCUUCGUGGACCCUAAUGUUAGAAUCCCACCCCCAGAUAAUUACCUUUCAAGUCUUAGGUGAGCAGAAUUGCAUAUUUAUUGAGAAAAACAAAGUGGACCCUUUCUUCCUCUCCCCUUAGUAAUUUAUUUUUCUGAAAAUGGAUUCUUUUGUGUUUGUACAGAUUGCUAGUCUGUGUCUGUCUGAUCAGAAGGAUGUAUCCCCAUACCUAACAUUCCAUAUCACUACACUGAUGUGGGCUGGGGCCGGGGCAGGGUGGAUGCCAGGCUGGCUGUCCCUCUGCAUGCCUGGCGCACCCUGUGGCCGCUAUCCCAUGGCCAGGCCAUCCUGUUGCAGAUCCCAGUGCCGCCACAGGGACACCACCAGGCACCUCCCUAGGCACCGCCAAGCAGGAGGACCUCACCCACACCCAUGGCAAAGCAAAACAAAAGAGGUGCCCCCACCCCAUUCUCCAGAAGCCCCAGUCCAUGGUCACCUGUAUUCUACCUCACACUCCAGCGUGGGCUUUUUCCAGGAUGUGCCCUGAGCCUGUUCUGAACAGCUGUCACCCCAGCUCCCCCACACAGUGUCUGCCUGGGAGGUAAGUCCAGACUGGGUGUCCAGGAGCUGGAACCCAGAGAGCAUCCUGUCCCUAACCAGCCACUGCAGUCCUCUAGCUCUGGCCCUCUCGGCUGCUUGACAGGACGGACUGCUGGGAGAUGGCAGCCGGUCGGCAGGGCCCUUGCCCGCACACCCCGCUGCCCAGGAGCCAGGUCUGAACUGUGCACAGGCCCGGGCCCUAAGACCCCUGCCAAGAGGGGCCGCUUCGUCAGGGUGAGCCCCGGCUGUCGGGCAGCUGUGAGCUCCAGGGCGGACAGCAGCUCCCAUCCCCUUGCGCCAUGUUUGGGGUAAAGGGAUCAGUGGAAGUGGAGGAGCCACUUGGGGUUCUCCUAAGACCAGCCCUUCUGGAGGGGCCAGUCCUGGAAGAAACCCAUAAUCCCUGGAGUGUGAAAAAGGGCAAAAAGAAAAAGCUGGCCUGGUUUCCUUCCUCCCUGAUAGGCACUUCCUCUUGCUCAGUGCAAUACCUACCAGUGCUGCUAAACCAGGGAUUCGCCCAGACCUCAGCAGGCCCCCAGGGCCUCUCCAUGCAACACUCCGUAGCCAUGACAGCAGCUCUCUGCUGCCCGCCCCUGCCCAGAACUGGCAGAAGCCCUCUGUUGCCUUUCCUCCCUCAGAGCAGAGAGGCCCCAGGGGAGCCAGGGCCGAGUGGAACCUAGGAUGGCCACAGAGAACCACUCGCUCCUCGAACAGGCACCCCUUCCCAAACCAGCUUUUCUGCAGCCAAUUGCCUGUUGCAGCUGCGGCCACUGCCUCCCAGCACUGUGGCAGACUCCCCCCGAGGAGGGACGGGGAGGGGGCACCAGUGAAGAUGCCCCAUCCUGCCUCAGGUCCAGAACUCUGAAAGGUAGGGUGCCCACCCCGUGCUUACUUCCAGCCCCUAGAGGUUGGGGGUGGUCGUCUCUCUCAAGUGGCCUCCAACAACCUACCCAGCCACACCACCUCUGCCUUCCGUCUGACCAAUCCCCAGGCCUCUGGUCAGGGCCGGGACACCUGAGACUCACCCUUAGCACAGCACAACCUCCAGUGCCCAAGGCCUCUCCCACACCCCAGCCAUCCACACAUCCAGCCACCUGCUCAGUACUACUCCCCUCAACAUCUGAAUUCGUGUAAAUAUUUAUUUUUGUGUGUGAACAAUACUACAAAGUAAUCCGUGAGAUCUCUUGCAAAAUGUUACCCCAGGCAAUUUGUGAGAAUCUUAAUGUUAAAACCUGGCAGAGACAAUCGCCACCCUAGAAUUCCUGGUAUCAGUUACUUCACAUGUCACUUCUCCUCCCAGAGGCAGCACCCAAGCUAGACGUGGAGCGUUUGCAUUUCUUGGCAGACAGGAGUGAGAAAGACUGGGGAAGGGGGUUCCCUCCCGCCACCCACACCAGGAUUAGAUCUAAAGAUCAGCAUAAGCUACAGUUUGAAGUCACGUUUUUCUGAGUUCAAGCUGUUAGAACUGACCACCCUCUAGCCUGCCUUAGUACUGCGGCAAGAGCAUAGGUUCAAUGUGUUUUCAAGAGAAAGGAAAGAAUAUGUCAGUGGUUAAAGUCCAUUGGGCCUCCUAGGCCCCUCCAGGACAAGGAAUUUCAUCAUGUUGACCCCACCUCUUGGGUGGGCUCCUCCUUUCCAGUGAAACUACACCUGAAGCCCUGGAGAUGGCAGAAUCAGGAGCAAGUUUCUGCAUGGAAACAGGAUUCCAUUUAGCUGGCUCAGUCAGGGAACUUGUUCUGUUUUGCUUUUGUUUUAAAAGAUACAGCUUCAACCCCUUCCCCCUACUCCUGACUUGGAGGGCACCAAAGAGCUGGUUCUGAUGAACCAAGCUCACUGCUGUCUCACCCUCACCAGAGGGACUGCCUUCUCCCAAAAGGAGCUCCCAAAGCCCUGUCCCACAGCCAUUUAAAAAUCUUCUGAUGGGCCUCAGGGCACAAAGUAAUCAUUGGGGAUCCUAAGUUAAAAAGGAAACGCAAGAGUAGAAUACUCCAAUUCCAGAGUCUUUGCAGGGGCUAAUCCCACGAGAAGGGCAGCAUCAGAGAAGUGGGCAUUGGUCUUAGUGGUGGACCAUCAGGUAGACAGGUGGUAGUGUGUAUAACCCAUCUGAAACUCAUUUUACCGUCGCCACUCUUACAGAGGACAGUUUAUUCCCAAGGACAGUGCUGACAGGGAGCGGGGACAGGCAGGGAGUUAGGAGGGUUUUCGAGGAUUUCAAACAGGUGGAACCCAUCCAUCCCUAUUCCCAAGGGCCACUUACAACUCCAAGGGUGGUUAUAGGAUUAACUACCAGUUCAUUUUCAAAAUGCUGCUUUGAACUCAGAGGGUUGAUACUUUUAAUUUGUAAUUUUUUGUAAAACUUUUUACAAAAUAAUAGUAAAGUAUUUCACCAGAAUACCAGUUUCAAUCCGUCCAUGGUCUGAUUUUUAUAUAAUUUAGUGGUGCUUUAGAAACUUUGUUUUUGUUGUUUCUGAGCUAAGCAGCUCAAUCCUUUUUCGCCUGUAUCUACCUAAGACCAAUGUGAACCUUUGUAUUUUUGCUCCUAAUUUUGGACUCAGUGAAAGUGUACUGUUUACAUGUACAGAUGCCCCCAGUCCCUGUGUGUUCUGCAAGACUUGCCCUUGAGGAGGAAGAUGCACCUCACUAAGCUCAUCUGCUUAGCAAAGCCACAAACAAAAACCUCUCACUUUUUACCUACGUUUCCACCUAAAAAUACAACAAAAAACCUACACCAUAUAGAACUCAGAUUGGCUGAAAAACUUUCCACCUGGUAGAUGGCCCAUAUGCCUCUAUUAUGUGGUCCAUUUAGGAGCAGGAGUCAGAAGAGAGACCUCCUAUUGGCUGCUGGUGGGUAACUGCAUGGACAGAGGAAAAGGGAGGGCAGGACUUUGCUGCAGAGCUAUGGGAUGAAUGUAGUUCUUCCCUGGGCAGCCUGGGAGUGGGAAGGUCAGAAUGACUCACGUGGCCUUCAGGAUCAAGCCAACCAGGAUUUAGAGACAACCCAAGAGGUCUUUAGUCCUCUGGCGUAAUUUAGACAUGUUUUGGAAGAGCACGAGUUCCGUAUCUGAGAUGAGAUGUUAAGACUUUCAGUGCAGACAGUACAAGCCAUUUCUUCAGGGUUCCUCUGGGGGCCGCUCCUUCAUGAGGUCCCACCUCCGGGGAGGGGCACAGGACUCCAGAUAGUAAGCACUUAAGGCAAACAGUGGAUGGCACCAACUUUUAAAGGUGACUCUUUGUUAAUCAAUGGCUUCACCUCUAAAUUAUAUUUUUACAGAUAAUGCACCUAUGCAACUUAACGUGGCUCUUCUAAGCAGGUGAGGACUUCCUCCUCAAUGCUCUCUAUAAAAAAUCGUUUGUGUCCUAUAUAGUGAGUUUUACCAGUAAAUGUGGCUUAAUAUUUUAAUUCUUAGAAUGUGUCUUCUGUACGUGAUGCGACUAAAUUCUGUUUUGUUUGUGGAAUGACUAGCACAGGCCGACUCCCUCUCUCCCUCACUUAACAAAAGACCAAUGAGCUGUUAAUCGAGCUGUUAUCUCCAUGGUAUUACUUGCUAAAUGCACUGAUUUCAUAAGUAUGUGGAAUCCUUUUCCUUUUGAAUCUGUAUAUCAUAUAUAAGACUGAAUCUACUUAAUAAACACUGAACA